AUGCCUGAGAAGGACAUGUGUUCGAAAUUUGACGAACACGAUACUCUGGGGGAACUCCUGCUUCAUGGACCAGAUUCUACUCAACAGGCCACAAGUGAAAACCUGCCACACAUUGUGCUCGAAAACUGGCCUACACAGACUCCAACUUGGCGCAACCACUGUCAUGUGGUUUACAUUGUCGAUUUCGGGGUUCAUUCUGAAUGUGCGCGAGCAGAUUCCUCCUUCACCAGCCGAGCGAAUAGAACCCGCAAUCACAUAGAAAGUGGCCUAUUCGUACAGACACAUGCGAAAAGGAUGUGCGGUCAUCUUUACAUGCCCCAAAAACACCCGAUUUACGAGUAUUAUGUGCUUCAGAGUCAGAGACUGGACAACAUUAGGCAGCAUGAGUAUUUCGCGUCCGAUGCCGCCAUCGGAUUCAUAUUCAAGAAGGAUUAUGAAAACUCCUUCUACCAGAUACUUCGGGAGAUACAGUUACCGUACAAGAGAAACCCUGAAGACUCGGCUCUUUAUCGACACCAUGACAUCAACGUCCAACAAUUUCCUCCUGAGAACUCGACGGACUAGGUGACGGCUGUGCUUAUAGUGAUGGGAACAAGGAAACUGUUGAUGGAAGAUGUGCCAAAUGACUGGUACAUAGAUGACACAGGAGUGUUCCAGGAACACGGUCGACAUAAAACUGCUGUUCAAGAUACUAUUGUUUGCAAUGAGACAACUUUGGUUGGGAUCUUGUCGUGGUACUGAGAAACGAAGAGCCUAUAUCUCGGAGCGAUGGAUAUGAUAUAACGUCAAUGCAGUUAUAGAAAAGAUGUCAUCAGGGGAAUCUGAAAC
Messenger RNA from Fusarium verticillioides 7600, 828 nucleotides. RefSeq lists its product as hypothetical. The transcript has a single exon. The record is from RefSeq and is a predicted model, not a curated record. Bases 1 to 564 code for a protein of 187 amino acids. Lineage: Eukaryota; Fungi; Ascomycota; Sordariomycetes; Hypocreales; Nectriaceae.